AUGGAAUGGCAACCUCAGGAUGAGCCAUUGAGGCAGCUCGCCUGCUGUCUCAGGGACUCGUUACAUCCUCACAAUCGCGCAGCACAAAAGCAGGCCGAACAGAUGCUUGUUCAAGCGACAUCCUCCCCCGACUAUGUCAAUUAUAUCACCUACCUUUUUUGCACCCCGCAGAUCCCCCCGGCCGUGGGCAUGGAUGACGACACUUACAAUUUGGUUCGUUUCGCCGCUGCGAUGAACCUCAAGACGAAGAUCCGGGUCGCAUACAAUACAAUUCCUCAGCCCAGUUUAGCAUACAUCCGAUCCGCGACCCUGGCCGGGCUGCGGGACGGCAACCUCCAGGUGCGGAACUCCGCCGGUAGCAUUAUCACGGAGCUGUUGCAACAGGCGGGGCUGUUGGCGUGGCCGGAGGUGCUACAUGAACUCCUGAGUCUGGUGGAGAACGCUUCGGGGGACGUUCCGGCCCUGGCUCAGGAGGCCGCCAUGUCGGCCCUCGCGAAAGUUUGCGAAGACAACCGCAAGGUCCUUGAUCGGGAUUACGAGGGGCAGCGCCCUCUCGAUGUGAUUAUUCCGAAGUUGAUGGACUUCACAUCUAGCGGGAGCCCCAGGGUUCGGUCUAUGGCGUUGAGCACCAUCCACGUCUUCCUCCCCAGCAGACCGCAGGCGUUGAUCGCUUCGUUGGAUCUGUUUCUUUCGCAGUUGUUCCAGCUCGCCAGCGACACCGAUACCGAUGUACGACGUAUGGUGUGUCAGACUUUCGCGCAGUUGGUGGACUUUGCCCCCGAAAAGCUCGUCCCGCACAUGGAAGGAUUGGUCAACUACAUCAUCAUGCAGCAGAACAACGCGGAGGACCCUGAACUCGCGCUCGAUGCCGCGGAGUUCUGGCUUGUUGCAGGCGAGCAGGCGAAGCUGCAACAGCCCUUGGCGCCACACAUGCCCAAGAUUGUUCCCGUGCUGCUCCGGAGCAUGGUAUACGAUGAGGAUGAAGCGAUUCGCCUAUCGGGUGAAGGCGACGAUGCUGAACUCGAAGACCGUGAGGAGGAUCUCAGACCCCAAUUCGCCAAAUCGAAAGCCGCUCGUCUAGACCUCUCCAAGUCCGGAGCGCAGGCAAACGGCGACGCGGCCGCUGACGAAGAUGACGAUGACGACCUGAGCGAGGGUGAGAUCGAGGACUCUGAGUUUGGCGAUGACCCGGAGGACGAGUGGACUCUGAGAAAGUGUUCUGCGGCUGCGCUGGACGUCUUUUCAAAUGUUUAUCACCAGCCGAUCUUCGAGAUCAUCCUGCCCUAUCUGAAAGAAACUCUCCGCCAUGAGCAAUGGCCGCAGCGCGAAGCCGCGGUCCUGACGCUCGGCGCGGUUGCAGACGGCUGUAUGGAUGCAGUCACGCCCCACCUUCCUGAGCUUGUCCCCUAUCUGAUCUCGCUUCUGAACGACCCCCAGCCGGUCGUACGACAGAUUACCUGCUGGUGUCUUGGACGAUACUCGGAAUGGGCUUCGCACUUGGUUAACCCAGCGGAAAGGGCUCGUUUCUUUGAGCCUAUGAUGGAGGGUAUACUCCGGCGGAUGCUGGACGGCAAUAAGAAGGUGCAAGAGGCGGCCGCCUCUGCCUUUGCCAGCCUGGAAGAGAAGUCGGACGCCAACUUGAUACCCUACUGUGAGCCGAUUUUGAGACAGUUUGUGCAGUGCUUUGGAAAGUACAAGGAUCGCAAUAUGUACAUCCUGUAUGAUUGUGUCCAGACGCUUGCUGAAUGUGUAAUGGGAGAGCUGGCGAAACCGCACCUGGUGGAUAUCCUGAUGCCUGCCCUGAUUGAUCGGUACAAUAAGGUGACGGACCAGUCUCGGGAACUCUUCCCCUUGCUCGAGUGCUUGGGAUACAUUGCUGCGGCGUAUGGCGACGCGUUUGCUCCAUUCGCGCCUCCUCUGUUCCAACGAUGCACGAAGAUCAUCUACGAGAACUUGCAGGAAUACAUUGCCUCCGUCAACAACCAAGCCAUUGAUGAGCCCGACAAGGAUUUCUUGGUGACCAGCCUGGACCUCCUCAGUGCGAUCAUACAGGCCAUCGAUCCUCAGAAGAGCGGCGAAUUGGUUGCCAGCUCGCAACCCCGCUUCUUUGAUUUGCUCUGCUUCUGCAUGGAGGACCCGAAUUACGAGGUCCGGCAGUCGUCAUACGCAUUACUCGGUGACUGCGCCAUCAAUAUCUUCCCACAGCUUGAGCCAUACAUCCCCAACAUAAUGCCUACCUUGAUCAAGCAGCUCGACCUGGAUCUCAUCCGAGAUGACGACCGACACACCGGGUUCAGCGUGCUGAACAAUGCCUGCUGGUCGUGCGGUGAGAUUGCCGUCACCGAGAAAGCCAAUCUCGCGCCGUUCGCCGACAAGCUGUACCACGGACUGUCUACCAUCAUCAACAACGAGGAGAUCAUCGACUCGGUGAAUGAGAAUGCCGCGAUGGCCCUCGGAAGGUUGGGCUUCUGCUGCUCCGAUCAGCUUGCCUCACACCUGGCCGAGUAUGCUGGCUCGUUUCUGAAGUCGAUGAACAAGAUUGAGUUCACCCGCGAAAAGGCAUCCGCAUUCCUCGGUUUCAACCAUGUUGUGAUGAAGAACCCGCAGGCUUUGGAAUCUUGUCUGGGAGACUACUUCCAGGCCAUUGCCACUUUCCCUGCUAAGUCACUUCAUCAAGAGGACUACCGUGAUAUCCAGAGCUCGUUCCAGCAGGUCCUGCAAGGCUAUAAAAAUAUGAUACCCGACUUCGAUUCGUUCCUCACCCAGCUUCCGCCACACGUGGUCCAGAAACUCCGUUCUGUGUACCAGAUUUAG
This is a messenger RNA of Aspergillus lentulus, 2814 nucleotides long. RefSeq names its product putative importin beta-2 subunit. NCBI's taxonomy places the organism in Eukaryota, Fungi, Ascomycota, Eurotiomycetes, Eurotiales, Aspergillaceae. Gene Ontology annotation, biological process: protein import into nucleus. The record is from RefSeq and is a predicted model, not a curated record. Gene Ontology annotation, molecular function: protein binding.